UCGUGGGCGGGGCCCGGCCCUGGCAGCAGCAGAGCUGGAGCCGGAUCCCGCGCUGGGCUCAGCAGCCGACCCUGGGGCGAGCGCAACCUCGUGCCCUCCGCCGGUCCUCGUCGCCUGCAGCCUCGUCCCCGCCGCUGCCGCCGCCGCCUCCGCCCCGGGGCAUGGCCUGUCUGAUGGCCGCUUUCUCGGUCGGCACCGCCAUGAAUGCCAGCAGUUACUCGGCAGCGAUGACGGAGCCCAAGUCGGUGUGUGUCUCGGUGGACGAAGUGGUCUCCGGCAACAGGGACAUCGGGGAGACGGAGCUGCUGAACGGGCGUCUCAGGAGGGAGGACAACAACCUCACGGAGGCCCAGCGCCUGUCGUCCCUGCCCAGAAGGGCGGCCGUGAACAUCGAGUUCAAGGACCUCUCCUACUCGGUCCCAGAGGGUCCCUGGUGGAGGAAGAAAGGGUACAAGACCCUUCUGAAAGGCAUUUCCGGGAAAUUCAACAGUGGAGAGCUGGUGGCCAUCAUGGGUCCUUCCGGGGCUGGGAAGUCCACGCUCAUGAACAUCCUGGCCGGAUACAGGGAGACCGGCAUGAAGGGCGAGGUCCUCAUCAACGGCCACCCGCGGGACCUGCGCUGCUUCCGGAAGGUGUCCUGCUACAUCAUGCAGGACGACAUGCUGCUGCCGCACCUGACUGUGCAGGAAGCCAUGAUGGUGUCCGCACACCUGAAGCUCCAGGAGAAGGACGAAGGCAGGAGAGAGAUGGUCAAGGAGAUCCUGACGGCCCUGGGCCUGCUGUCGUGCGCCAACACGCGAACUGGCAGCCUCUCGGGCGGCCAGCGCAAGCGCCUGGCCAUCGCGCUGGAGCUCGUCAACAAUCCUCCUGUCAUGUUCUUCGAUGAGCCCACCAGCGGCCUGGACAGCGCCUCGUGCUUCCAGGUGGUCUCCCUGAUGAAAGGCCUGGCCCAGGGAGGGAGGUCCAUCGUCUGCACCAUCCACCAGCCCAGCGCCAAGCUCUUCGAGCUCUUCGACCAGCUCUAUGUCCUCAGUCAAGGGCAGUGUGUGUACCGGGGAAAAGUCUCAAAUCUUGUACCGUAUUUGAGGGAUUUAGGUCUGAAUUGCCCAACCUACCACAACCCAGCUGAUUUUGUCAUGGAAGUGGCAUCCGGCGAGUACGGCGAUCAGAACAGCCGUCUGGUGAGAGCCGUCCGGGAGGGCUUGUGCGACUGUGACCACAGGCGAGAGCCCGGGGGAGACGCCGAGGUGAACCCUUUUCUCUGGCACCGGCCCUCUGAAGAGGACUCCGCCUCCGUGGAGGGCUGCCACAGCUUCUCGGCCAGCUGCCUCACCCAGUUCUGCAUCCUCUUCAAAAGGACGUUUCUCAGCAUCAUGAGGGACUCGGUCCUGACGCACCUGCGGAUCACGUCUCACAUCGGCAUCGGCCUCCUCAUCGGCCUGCUCUACCUGGGCAUCGGGAACGAAGCCAAGAAGGUCCUGAGCAACUCUGGCUUCCUCUUCUUCUCCAUGCUCUUCCUCAUGUUCGCGGCCCUCAUGCCCACCGUCCUCACCUUUCCCCUGGAGAUGGGAGUGUUUCUUCGAGAACAUCUGAAUUACUGGUACAGCCUGAAGGCCUACUACCUGGCCAAGACCAUGGCCGACGUCCCCUUUCAGAUCAUGUUCCCGGUGGCCUACUGCAGCAUCGUGUACUGGAUGACGUCGCAGCCGUCGGACGCCGUGCGCUUCGUCCUGUUCGCCGCGCUGGGCACCAUGACCUCGCUGGUGGCGCAGUCCCUGGGCCUGCUGAUCGGAGCUGCGUCCACGUCGCUGCAGGUGGCGACCUUCGUGGGCCCGGUCACGGCCAUCCCGGUCCUCCUCUUCUCAGGGUUCUUCGUCAGCUUCGACACCAUCCCCACCUACCUGCAGUGGAUGUCCUACAUCUCCUACGUCAGGUACGGGUUCGAGGGCGUUAUCCUCUCCAUCUACGGCCUCGACCGCGAGGACCUGCACUGUGACAUUGACGAGACGUGUCACUUCCAGAAGUCAGAGGCCAUCCUCAGAGAGCUGGACGUGGAGAACGCCAAGCUCUACCUGGACUUCAUCGUGCUGGGCAUUUUCUUCAUCUCCCUGCGUCUCAUCGCCUACCUCGUGCUGAGGUACAAAAUCCGGGCCGAGAGGUAAAGCCCCUGGAUGUUAGGGGACAGGAGAACUGGACGCUGCGGCCAAGGGCCACUUCCAGAACCGGCGGCAAGCCCAGGCCUGAGGACACAGACGCCCCUUUGCCCCCACCCCCCAGGGACCACGUGUGGUGGCCGGGCGGCCAGUGGUGGAUGUUGCCGCCUGGCUGGGGUGGGUCCUUUCCCCAUCACCCUUUCUAGUUCUACCUAGGAAGACGAUGUAGGAAGUUUUUUGGUUUUUGUUUUUUUCACAUGCAAAAUUGUCAAAUAUCACAACCGGGGCAGAAUUUUAAACGGCAACGGAGCUGGUGAUGAGAGGCUUCCUUGGCAAAAUUCUCCCUUCUGACCCAGAAGCUCUGGUCCUGGCCCGGGGACUCAGGCAGCUCCCGGGGGUCCCUGGGCAGUCAGAUGUCUGGGAGCGGAAGGCGAAGCUUGGAGAGAUUCCAUUCUGUGACUGGUGUUUUCGUAGUUCCAUCUUUCUGCAAUUUGCCUCUUUUUUUUUCCAACGAGAAGUCAUUUUCCAAGCCACGAGGGGAUCAGUUUCAUGCUUUUCAGAACCUGCACCUUUUUCGUCCUGGUUGAAGACAGUUAUUCAGGGUAAAUAACCUCCUUUGUUUGGAGAUGUGAGGGGUUUUACCUCAUCACUGAGCUGGUCCCAUUGGCAGAUGGAACUUGAGGAAGAUGCUGAUGUGGGCUCCAGGUCAAAGGCAGACUUUGCUGGCGCUUUGCUAUGCGCUCAGCCCUGCAGACAUUUCCAAAAGGAACACAGAAAGUCGGAAGGCGAGAUCGGCCAUCUCUUUCAAAGUCUUUUAUUUUCCCCAGGUUUCUGAUUUCGAGCAAACUGUACGGAGUUUUUUUUUUUUUCUUCCUAACUUUCCGAGCAUCUUCAUUUUUGCCUGAAAAAGACUCUAGAAGAUCAACCCUGUUGAUGUAUCACAUUUUCUCUUCCUUCGCCUGUCACAUCAACUACCUCCACUGAACCUGGGAAGCUGGGCUUAGAGAAAUUCCAGGUGUGAAUGUCGCAGGACCUGCAGGUGCAGCCAUGAAGUAGGCGCUCUCUACUUCUUUCCUGCACAGGAGGGAGGAUGCUGGGAUUUCAUGAGAUCCAAGGUCUUUGCAAGAAACUGGCAAAGACUCAGUGUGGCUGAGGCGCCUGCAUCUCUGUCCAUCCACGAACCUGGAGUCGUGGGAGGCUCCGUCUCCCACAUCCGGUUUCCGUGGCAUCUCAGCAGCACCACCUUCUCAGCACCAGGCUAGUGUAGCCCUUCCUGACCUGAAACGCCUUUCCAGUGUCACGAGCACAUAAGGAAAAUCCCCCUGGGAGCCGUGGGCACGUGUGCGGGGUAAACGGCCUUUGAAUUCCCGGUGGGGUGGUCAGAAGCAGUGGGACCACAGGGUAGAAGGGGACACUGGCCAAAGAAGCUCCUCUGACGGCAGUGGGACUCCCUUUCCCCUUCUAGAAUCCCUUUAACCUAGAAUCAGGGUCUCCUAACGAAAGACUGUAUUUUCGUGGACCGAUUCGUUCACCCUCCCGAGCCUCCGCUUCCCCACCUGUAAGCAGCAGCACGAGGUCGCCUUCAAGGCGUAUUCUGCUCUGAAGUGUUCUGAGAUUCCUAGGCGGUGUUCCAGAAAUUUAUUUCCCACGUAAGAGAAGGAGAAAGGGCCAGCUUUUACUUAUAGGUGGAUUUGGUUCACAAAGGCUUGAAGAUCCCUUGGUCGCUUUGGAUCCCUUUUAGUAAAACACAAUCGAGGUACUGAAAAUGAAAUUUUCAUUUGCUUGUGUUGCACCAAAAGGUGGCGUUGCCUUCCAGAUUAUGUUCUUUAACCAGGGUCAAACUUAGCCUUUAUCAACAGUCCGUAUUCAAUUUCAAGGACAGUUUGCCUGUGAGAUGUCACACGUAGCAGGACCCACGUGGGAACAGCCUGGUGCAAUAGAGAGUUGGGAAGAGGAAAAGCUCCUUGAUCUUGUCCCAGAAGCCCAUCAGCUGAGGCCCAGCACUGAAACACUGCCUCCGGGUGAGCCCUUCCAGCCACAGGCCAUGGAGUCUAAGAAGGAAGUGACACCAGAGCCCGCACGGUACAGGACUGACCGGGCACAGGCAGCCUCCCGUCCCUCCCCGGAGCCCACAGGCGCUGUGUCUCAGCAAUUUCAGAAGGAAACAGUGCGAUUCCUCUAGAUUGAGAAUCUGGUUCCCAAGCAUCCGUAAACCCUCAAGAGGAAUUAGUGCUUCCCUAGGAGCUCAUGCUUCCUGCAUCUCAAGUCUCCACUCUUAGCAGAUUUUUUAUUCAUCCCUUCAAAGAUGAGGGACAAAUUAAGAUCCUUUCGGGGGGGGGCAGGUCUUGGGGGCUGUGGGGGCUGCUGCGCUGCCAGAAGGGAGAUGCUUGUGCAGAGAAACGUGGCGGUUUUGAAAGGAUGCCAACUGGGAUGCAGCGGGUACCGCAGCACAGCUGGCUUAGGAAGACCCAGGGCCUGCUGAGCGAGGAUGCUGACAGACCAGCCGUGCUGUCUGUCAUCCCUCCAGUCUCAGCAUCCCCUGUCCCUUGCUCGAGCUUUCCUGUCACAUGCCCUUGGCAGCACAGACCCAAUGCUGCAGUUAGACUCCCCGGCUAUUUUCCCUCUGCUUUCCGUAGUGUGCAGGGCAGUUUGACACAAUGCCUUAUUUAUCUCAGGCGAGACCAUCCACGUAACCUGCUGAUUUUAUUUCUCAGCAGGUGUGGGUACGAGCUGGGGGAGAAUGUCCUGCCUUUUGUACUUGGGAUUUCAAGCAGGCCGCCUCCCCAGCGCUUACGCUUUUAAGUCAUUUCUGAAUAUUUCCCGACUCAAAUCUUCCUUUCAUCGCUGAUUUUGCUUCUUCACUUAGAAGGAAGGAGUACUUUUGAUGAAGGAGGUGCUGCCUUCCCCGUUGUUAGUAGAGGCGGAAACAGAAAUCUGAAGAGCAUCUGUUCAACUGGAACUUGGGAGAGAAAGGGGCCCCACUGGGGUCCGGCCCCGGCUCCACGGAAGCGCUGGGGUCUGGAGCUGCCGACCACCCCGGCCUUCGCCUCUGAGCCCAUUCGCAGCCAUUCCCGCCUCGCUCUUCCCUGCUCUACCCGUUUACCAGCUUGAGAAUUAAAUGCUUUGAAGGCUCCCACGUGUGUGACCUGGGAGGGGAGGAAACCAGGCAAACAUCUGACAUAGAAGGUGCUGGCAUCUGACUGUCAUCUUGGGGGAGGAGCCUUCGAGACCAAGAAAGGGGGCAUAAGCUUGUAGGUAGAAACGUAGCCUGUAAGUAGAGUCUCCGAAAGAUCCUUUUCCCACCUGAGCAAGGCACUGCCAGGAGGUCAGGGGCCGACCAAGUCCGCGAAGUAGAAAUCCCUCUGGGGUCUCACGGAGGAGAGAAGCUGGGCCCCCCUGUACCGAGCAUCUCCUUCCCCGCUGGUCCGGAUGCCGGCUGGCUGGCUGGGUACCUUACCAACUCCUCGGUUCAGUUAUUCACUCAGCAAACAUGUGUUGACCCAUCCCCGUGUGCUUGGUGUGGCCCGGGCAUGGGGGACUGGGGAGGGGGCUCAGACCCAGCCUGCCUUUCGGUGCUGGUGGGCUGGAGGGCACCUCGUUCUGCAGAAGCCAAGCACCGCGGCCGGAGGGGGCCGGGAAAGAGCGGGCUUGGACUGCGAGCCCAAGCUUGAUGCUCCCGUCUGUUUCUCGCUUUGCCACAUUGCCUGCUGUUUGCAGUGGGCACCUGUGCCUGAAGAUGCUUUGCUAGCAUUAACUGCAAUUCUAGGCUCGUUCUGGACUUGCUGUCACCAGUCAGUGAGAUGGGAGGGUGGCCACGCCCCCUUCCGCAGUCGCCUUUGUGUGGGGGUGUCCCGAGCUGGCCCGGGGCCCAGCUUACCCCCAUCUCCGUGGAGAGGUGCCUUCUUCUGCCCUCGUACCUGUGUGCUCGCUGGGGCCCGAGAGGGACCGGGGAGUGUGUUUUGUGUGUGUGUGUGUGUGUGUGUGUGCACAUGUACCUGUGCACGCACACACGAGGGCACGUGCUGGCUCACUCCAGGUGUGUCACUAGUCGUAUUAUCUGUGCUGUCUCUAAAUCCUCACUCACCCUUUGCCCCGAAAAGGCAAGAAAAUUCCCUCCCCGCAGGCCCUCGCGGAGCGGAUGAAGUGGCUCAGAAUCCACUCCGACUUGCAGCAGAUGAGAUGCCAGCUCAGUUCGAGUGGGACAGACAGUAACGCCCGAGCCCCUAGCGGGGGCGGGGGGCAAUGUGUAUGGCUUUGGAGUUAGAAGCUCUUAAGAAAUAAAAUAUUUUAUAUAACACUUC
Sus scrofa (pig) is the source of this 6454-nucleotide messenger RNA. RefSeq names its product ATP binding cassette subfamily G member 1 (gene ABCG1). Gene Ontology annotation, biological process: cholesterol efflux; cholesterol homeostasis; transmembrane transport. Gene Ontology annotation, cellular component: plasma membrane. Gene Ontology annotation, molecular function: ABC-type sterol transporter activity; ATP hydrolysis activity; ATP binding. The record is from RefSeq and is a predicted model, not a curated record. NCBI's taxonomy places the organism in Eukaryota, Metazoa, Chordata, Mammalia, Artiodactyla, Suidae.